GGCCAAAAGUGAAGGUGCGGCGGGGGGGUACUGUUCGCUCGCGUUUUGGUGACGCUUGUGUUGCAAGUUAUCGCGAAAUGGUGUUGCGGACGAGGUAUAAUUAGUGAGCGUGAUCAGUACUAAAAGUUUCCUGCAUUUUUGCCACACGGGUUGGUGGCAGGGAGGUUCCGUCCCGCCUGGCACCGGGUCAAGGUCAGGCGCGGGGAACCCGCGUGUGUCAGUUCCGAGCUGGUGGCGCUCCGUGCCGGUUGUGCCCGCUCGCCGCCGUCCGCGUGGUCCAGUGGUGGUGCCUAUCACGCCCGUGCAUCGCUGUGUGGUGAGCGAAUUGUGGCGUGUGCCCUUCUAGGUCUAAUUUCUGUUUCGAUAAUUCCGUCCGAGUCAUCCAGACAGUGGCCUGCUAGCCUUGGGCCUGCGCUUCGGAAACCGGGAGUGGGAGACUCUCCGCGCUUCCUUGCACAGCUGCUGCAGGUGCAGGUGUGCGCGCGCGGCGGCCGACGAGCCGAGCUGCGCCGUCCCGCCGGCGGCACCGGCAGACUGUCGGCGGCGGCGGCAGCUGACAGCGGGCCAUGGCUGGCUACCGGCCGGCCGUACACGUGGUGCAGCUGCGGCCGGCUGUCGUGCCCGAGGAGCUGCAGCGCGGCGACAAGUUCAUCCGGUGGGACGAGGACUCGGCCACCGGUGUGCCGGUGACCCUGAAGGUAGACCCCAAUGGGUUCUACCUCUACAUCGUCGACCAGAAUAAGGAGGUGGAGCUGCUCGACAUCAUGACCAUCCGUGACACGCGGACGGGACGGUUCGCCAAAACGCCCAAGGACCAGAAAGUGCGGGAAGUCGUCACCAUGGGCAGCACGGGCAACCUGGAGGACAAGACGGUCACCGUCUGCUACGGGCCCGACGUUGUCAACCUCACCUUCGUCAACUUCUGCUGCCUCAAACCCGAGACGGCCAAGUUGUGGUGUGACGAACUGCUUAAGAUGGCCUACAACCUGUUGUCCCUGCACGCCAGCGUCGCCUCCCUGCUCCAGAAGGCCCACACGCGCAUCUGGCUGGACGUCGACAAGUACGGCCGCAUCCCCGUCAAAAACAUCGUGAAGUCCUUCGCCAGUAACAAGGAGGACAGGAAACGUGUGGAAAAGGCCCUCGAGUCCAGUGGCCUCCCUUGUGUCAAGAGUGACACCAUAGAGCAAGACAAGUUCACCAUGAAACACUUUCUGGCGUUCUACAUGCACCUCACCGGCCGGCGAGAGAUUGAGAAAAUCUUCGACGAGCUGUGCGGCGGCGGCGGCCGGAAGAAGGGCCAGAUGACCGUCCCUCAGGUGGUUGAGUUUCUCAACCACGAGCAGCGCGACCCGCGGCUCAACGAGAUCCUCUACCCGUACGCCGACACGCAGAAGGCGCGAGAAAUUAUCGCCCAGUACGAGCCGAACCGGGCCAACGUGCAGAAAGGGCUCCUCAGUGUGGAGGGUUUCAUGGCGUACCUCAUGAGCGACGACAACGCGGUGGUGGCGCCCGAGAAGUUCGACCUUAGUGACGACAUGGACCAGCCUCUGUCACACUACUUUAUCAAUUCGUCACACAACACCUACCUUACCGGUCACCAGUUCACGGGCAAGUCGUCAGUGGAGAUCUACCGCCAGUGCCUACUGACCGGCUGCCGCUGCGUGGAGCUCGACUUCUGGAAUGGCCGCACCGAGGAGCCCAUAGUGUGCCACGGCUACACCAUGGUCACCGAGAUUCCGGCCAAGGACGUGAUAGAGGCUAUCGCCGAGUCGGCGUUCAAGACAUCCGAGUGGCCGGUGAUUCUGUCGUUCGAGAACCACUGCAAUCCCAAACAGCAGGCCAAGAUCGCCCAGUACUGCCGGGACAGCUUCGGCGACCUCCUGCUCGACUGUCCACUGGAAAACUACCCGCUGGAGGCGGGCUCUCCUCUGCCGCCGCCGACGGCCCUGAGGCGAAAGAUCCUCAUCAAGAACAAGAAGAAGCACCACAAGCAGAAGCUGGUGACGAAGCAGACGUCGGACACGACGUUCCACCUGCCGCUCGAGUCGGGAUCACCGCAGGAGCAGGUACAGGGUAACGGCGACGUAUCCCGCCCGGCCCCUCCGCCGCUGGAGAAGCAGCCCAGCCAGGCGGACGACGAGGACUCUGACGACGCCGGCAGCAGCAGCUCGGACUCGGACGAGGACAGCCUCAGUCCCGAGGAGCGCCGACUGCGCGAGAACACACAGAAAGACUCGGGCACCGCCGGCAAGGAGUCGGAGGCCGGCGCCGAGAUAUCGGCGCUGGUCAACUACGUCCAGCCCGGACACUUUCACAGCUUCGCCGAGGCAGAACGCCGUAACCGCAGUUACGAGAUGUCGUCCAUGGUGGAGACCCAGGCCACCACACUGCUGAAGGCCUUCCCGGUGGACUUUGUCAACUACAACAAGCGGCAGCUGAGCCGCGUCUACCCCAAGGGCACGCGCCUGGAGAGCUCAAACUUCAUGCCGCAGGUCUACUGGAACGCCGGCUGCCAACUGGUGGCGCUCAACUUUCAGACACUCGACCUGGCGAUGCAGCUCAACAUGGGCAUCUUCGAGUACAACAACCGGUCCGGGUACCUGCUGAAGCCGGACAUAAUGCGGCGGCCGGACCGGCGCUUCGACCCGUUCGCCGAGUCGACCGUGGACGGCAUCAUCGCCGGCACCGUCUCCGUCAAGGUGAUCUCUGGCCAGUUCCUCUCUGAAAAGCGCGUCAAUGUGUGGGUGGAGGUGGACAUGUACGGUCUGCCGGCCGACACCGUGCGGCGGCGCUUCAAGACGCGCGUCAUCCAGAACAACGCCAUCAACCCCGUCUGGGAUGACGAGACGUUCGUCUUCAAAAAGGUGGUGCUGCCGGAACUGGCCGUGCUCCGAGUGGCCGCCUACGAAGAGUCGGGCCGGCUGCUGGGACACCGCGUGUUGCCGGUGGUCGGUCUGCGGCCCGGCUACCGGCACAUCAGUCUGAGGAACGAGUCCGGACAGCCGCAGGGACUCAGCACACUGUUCGUCAAGGUGACGGUGGGCGACUACGUGCCUGACGGUCUGUCGGACUUUGCCGAGGCUCUGGCCAACCCGAUCAAAUACCGGGAGAAGCGAGCGCAGCAGCUGCGAGUGCUGACCGACGAACCUGAUGGGGAGGGUCUGCUGGACGACGACCCGGAGAACGCCUCUCUGCCGACCCCGGCCCGACCUCCGCCCACCGAGGAGCCGGGGGUCGGGGACGGAGACGGCGGGGUGAGGGACGGACCGGACGUACAGAGCCCCGGGCAGCCGCCGCCGGCGCGCGGGCCGGCCGCCGCGCCCGGCCAGACCAACAGUGACCCGUCGGCGUCCUCUGCUGGUCUGCUCGGUGUGUUUCCGCUGGUGUUCUGGCAGCGGUUCCUGCAGUCGCGCGGCUACCAGCCGAGCCGACCGGACCACCGGCAGCCGGCCUCAGAGCGGAUGGAGCCUCUGCGUCUCCAGCACAGUCAGCCCAACUCGGUGGAAGAACCCGCCAUACCCGAUUGUCUCCUGAACGCCGUCCCUCUGGACAAACUCUGGGAGGAUAAACUGGUUCGGGAGCGGCGCCAGGAGCUCGACAAAAAGCUGGAGAGCAUGCGGAAAAAGUUCGCCAGGGAGCGGCUGCGACCGCAGGACGCGCCCGGCCCGGCCACCACCGAGAAAAAGAACAGCUUCUCGCGGACCCACUCCAAACUGGUGAAAAAGUUCUCCAACUCGAACAAAGUGGAGGGUCUAAGUCUGGUGGCACCCGACCCGGCCGAUCAGGAGGCUGUGAAAACGUUCUGCCGUCAGGUGGCGGCAGCAGAGCGGGAGCUCACCGAACGCUACAUCGAUAUGAUUCACGACGCGCUGGAUAAGGUGGUUCGCAGUGCGCAGGCGCAGCAACUGAAGAAGCUGGAGGUCUACUAUGACCAGAAGGUGGCCGAGAGUAAAAAGAAGAUCGAGAGCGAGCUCAAGGACGCCAGCAAGCGGCUCGACCGGAAGAGCGUCUCCAAAGACGAACGGUCCAGGUUGCGCCGUGAGAUGUCGCAGGUGAUUGUCAGGGAUGGCGUGCAGCACCGCGAGCGGCUCAACGAACAGGUGCAGCAGGCCAAACAGGCGCUCAGUCAGCAGCACAACCAGGUGCGUCAGCAGGCGCUGGACCGCCGGCAGAGCUGGCGGCAGCGGCUGGACGCCGAACAGACGGCCCGCACCGAUCAGCUCCACACAGAGUGGCUCGACAGCCGGCCAGAGACCAACGCCGCCUGAGCGGGCCGCCGGCGGCACCCACCCUCCUCCGAACCAAAGACUGAUCAGCCAGGGCCGCGCCCAUCAGGGAAGCUGCACGCGCCGCCGCCGCUGCCGCCUCGGGCGCGCCAGCUACCAGUACAAACCUCCGUCGGCUGGCCAGCCGCCUACGCUGCCACCUGUCAGUCGCGCAGCGCACUAGUAUUAUCGGCCCGCUCGACAGAUGGCACUGCGCACAGUCCGGCAGUGUGGACCGCGGCCGCCGCCGGGCUGAAUUGUUCAGUAGGUGAAUUAGGUAACGAAGGCAGUUAGAAUGCGUCGGGUAGUCAUGUGUGUAUGUGUGUGAGAGAGUUGGGGAUUGUAUCACGUUUUAGGGGGCUGAUUGUAUUGCGAUAUUUAGCCUCUGCCCUCCGUCAAUGCCAAUGUUCGAAGAUAGGGUCGCUGGGGAAUGAUUGAUCGCCAAUUUAAUGAUUUGACAGCGCUGUCAGGAGCAGCAGGCGGGCCCGGCUCCAGUAUCACUGCUGUGUGGUCGGGCUCGCGCCUCCACAGCGGCAGCUGCAGCUAGAGAAUGACGUUUAUAUGCGAGCAUUUUACGCGUUGACACACUCGAGGCCCGCGGCCCGAGUUUUGUUAAUUUAUUUUAUCGUUUCGGACCAUAUCUGGACGGCCAUGACAGUCAGGUGCGAUGAUUGAGCGCUUUAUAGUAUGCCCUGCCACUUGCUCGCAAGCGCACGUGAUUUGUUUGAACGAUUUUCUUGCCGACAGACUGGUGCGAACAAACGCACGUGAUUGGCGGCGCCAGCAGUGAUUGUGAUAGUGAUUGCGCCGAUCGAGCUGUUGCGCCGGCGCCGCCAGCCGGCCCGCCGCAGGCUAUACGUUAUUGUGCUGUGAUCUGAAUAUACACUACUAUGAACGUCAAACCGCUUGAGACCCCACUUUUUUGCGAUAAUUUUUAAAUGCGUCAACUUUCGUUGACAAUAUUCUGGCAAUGUAUGUUUCAGAACCUGCCGAAACUUUUAUUGCUAAGGUAUUUUGACGCCAAACGAUUAUGGAAGGUACUUCUCAUUCACUCGUAAUGCUAAGGUCAAUUCAGGCCCGGGCAGAGGCUUGCACUCGGCCACACUCGAGCCCCGCCACCAGCGCCAUCUGCUCUAAAUGCCAUCUACCAGCGCCCGCUGCCGCUACCAGCUACCGACCACCAUCAAGCCUGAAUGGAGCGAGGGACGCGAGUGACCGGUCGCCGGGCAAGGAGCGCCGGAGGGGUAGGGCGGAGCUUAGGGCUGACGUCAUUACGUGGCUCCGCCCCAUGAGCGCGUAGCCUCUACCCAAACAGCAGAUUCGUUCCGUGAAAUUUAACAUUACGAGUGAAUGAGAAGUACCUUUCAUAAUCGUUUGGCGUCAAAAUACCUUAGUAAUAAAAGUUUCGGCAGGUUCUGAAACACACAUUGCCAGAAUAUUGUCAACGAGAGUUUACGCAUUUUAAAAUAAUCGCAAAAAAGUGGGGUCUCAAGCGGUUUGACGUCCAUAGUAGGACAGGCGAUGUGGACAAUCAUUCCUGCGAGACAGAGCGUUAUCAAUGUCCGUGUGAGCUCCUUCGUGUACGUGUCAAUAUAUGGAAACAUAUGACAUGGUA
Amphibalanus amphitrite is the source of this 5880-nucleotide messenger RNA. Its product is annotated as 1-phosphatidylinositol 4,5-bisphosphate phosphodiesterase classes I and II-like. Lineage: Eukaryota; Metazoa; Arthropoda; Thecostraca; Balanomorpha; Balanidae. The record is from RefSeq and is a predicted model, not a curated record. The transcript has 28 exons. Gene Ontology annotation, biological process: phosphatidylinositol-mediated signaling; lipid metabolic process. Bases 567 to 4268 code for a protein of 1233 amino acids. Gene Ontology annotation, molecular function: calcium ion binding; phosphatidylinositol-4,5-bisphosphate phospholipase C activity.